Molecule: messenger RNA, 1182 nt
Organism: Lithohypha guttulata
Lineage: Eukaryota; Fungi; Ascomycota; Eurotiomycetes; Chaetothyriales; Trichomeriaceae
Exons: 2
Coding region: 1-1182 (393 amino acids)
Cellular component (GO): mitochondrion
Source: RefSeq, a predicted model, not a curated record
AUGGCUCUUUUCGCAUCACACGAGGAUUAUUCCGUCGUGAAACCUCGCCAAGCUCAGCUAAAACAGAUUCCAGCCUCGACCAUCACUCCUGAAGAACGUCGAAUCUUUGAAAGGAUUCGUCAACAAUUUGGCGAUACCGUUGACGAUAGCAUCAGUUCGACAAGUACUACGUCGCCUGCCUCCCAGAGUGAUGGAUCUUCUUCGCUACCGAAGCCAGUUCUCGAGUCUGCAAUAUCCGACUCUUCUGAAGAUCACCUUCAUGAUAUAGACGUUAGCCAUAUACUGUCCCUUUUCGCUCCAAAUACAUAUCAGCCUUUCAACAAUACAGCAAACGAUCUGAUCUCAGAAACUACAGAUGCAGAACCUACAGUUCCUCAGACCAUGCCAUCACACCAGAUACGUGCAGCAGCUCUCGCAACCCUCGAGAACAUUACCUCCUCCUUCAGAACCGCUCUCACUUCGCGCACGACACCGCCAGAUCAAGCUCUGUGGAAGGUUAUCGAAAACGACGUUCUACGCAUGAUCGAUCUCCUGCAUCAUCCUGCUCUUAGACUCCCACAGACCACCUCACAAUCUCCAACGGGUUUCCACAAUCCCUACCAGCUUACACUCGACGACAUCUCUUCCUCUCCCACUUCCUCCACAUCACCACAACCAGUCCUCGUCUCGAGUCUCGCCAAUGUCCCUACAAACACUCCUCUCCUACCACUAAUCACUAUCCUCUACCCGGCUGCCACUCUCCUCGCACUACGCAUGUACGCCGCCUAUCUCCCAACCUCCGGCUUCGCUCUGGCACUUCUUCCCCGGAUUAAAUCCUUAGGAGCAACUUCAUACCUCUUAGCCGGCACUAGCCACUUCUUCAAUACCCUCCUACAGCUCUACUGGGAGGUAUACUCGGACAUCGACGCGCUUCAAUCCCUGAUCAGAGAUAUGCGCAGAGAUGGCGUCGAGUACGAUGAGAGGACGAUCGAGCUGCUCGAGCGUGUUCCACAGGCUCGGAGGAAUGUAAUGAAGAAAGAUAAGACGGAUGUCGGUGACCGCGCAAGGGAGUGGUGGCAGAUGAAGGCGCAGAGCGAUGGGCUUGCUAAGCUGCUACACACUCAGAACAGGAUAAAACAUGAUAUGGAGAAGAAGGCACGAGAGAAGGACAGUGCGAGACUGGAGGAUGUUGAGCUAGAUUGA